This is a messenger RNA of Lingula anatina, 1649 nucleotides long. RefSeq lists its product as uncharacterized. The record is from RefSeq and is a predicted model, not a curated record. NCBI's taxonomy places the organism in Eukaryota, Metazoa, Brachiopoda, Lingulata, Lingulida, Lingulidae.
AUGGUAUCGCCUAGCUGGACAGAGACUACAUUCCAAAUUGAAUCAAGGCUAUAUAUGCCAGCUGUGACCAACGCUGAUUCUCGUAUUAGCACUUCACAACCAUUGGUCAUCGAAACGACAUCGCCCUCGAUGUCGCCAGGGGUUCUGAGCCAAGUUGUACCUUCAGUCACAACUAACACAUUCCAGACGUCAAGUGUUCCUGUCGGCACCACGCUUCCCAGCGUCUUAGAGAACAACAUCUUGUCUCCAGUAUCCACUGCAACAACGGCUGCGACUGGCGUUUUCAGCCACACUGAAACAUCGAAUAAUUUCACCCACCUGUCUACAGAAAACGGUACCUCUACCGCACUGACAGUCCCUGAGGGCAAUACAACGAUUCCAAACACUUAUACGACCAGCGUUCCUUCAGAAUUUCCACGUGUACCGGAGAUACCCCAUGCGUCUCACAACACUAACAAAACUGCCAUUGGGACUGUGGUACAAUACACCUGUGAUGAGGGCUAUACGCUGGUCAGUACGCCAACUUCCGGUGGCACUGAGUGCCUGAAAGACGGGACGUGGAGCAACUCCGACGUCCAGUGUGAACUGAUAGUUUGUACAAUUCCAAGAGAUGUUACCGAGAUUACUAUUGUCAGCAAACCCGAAAUUAUUCUGUACAAUAAAUGGGUGGUAUAUUACUGCUUAAACGGCUCCGUUUUCCCCGAUGGUGACGUUAGACGACGCGUCCGUUGUGUUUCCAAGACAAGGUGGAUCCCAGACUUUAUUGGCUGCAGCAACACCAGUUUAAGUCUUCCUGACUCAUCCCGUCGUCUUGGAAACCCCCGCAUGGAGGCGCCACUGGCUGGAUUCAUAGGAACCUUUGGGUUAGCAAUAAUUGGCACCAUUAUUGCUUUUAUCGUUGCGACUGAUAUUGCCACAAUAAAACAGCAUCUGAGACUCAUGAGAAAAAAUCUUGGAAUUAAACGACCGACUAUCAAUUAUAAGACAUCACACAAAAAAGAAAAGUUCAACCAAAUGAAGGGACUUGGCAAAGCAUACAUGUACAUGUAAUUUAGUUUUUAGGGAACGAUGGCUGGGUCCAAAUGAUCCACAGGGAUAGUUUCACGGACAGCGAUAUAAGCUUUCUCGGACAGUUACAUAAAAAACACCAUAUUUCAUAGCUUAAUCAAGAGCAUACAUGAUAUGAAUAAAAUACACUGCAUACAUUGCAUUUGCAACAGCAAGACAAAAUAGAAAUUCCUCCGAUAACACAAAUGCUAGAUGGAAAAAGAAACAGAAUACGCACAAACUGAAUUGAAUAAAAAAAAAUGCCAUUGAUUUUCGUUGCGUGCAUAACAAAAACAGUUGAGGUAAAUAUUUGACAACAAUUCAAGGCACUAAGUCUAUGUUAGAGUAUUUUGUGUAUUUUAAAGAGAUCAAUGUUUUUAUCUUUUAUUGGAGAGCACAUUUAGUUAAUAUAAUUAGUGAGAUAGAAGAUUGGAAAGAGUUUUGUUUAAGUUAUAGAUGAAGUCAAAUUUUUGCAACGAAGCCCGACCAAAUGCCUGUGUUUAGUUUAGCAUAUGUAUCUUUAACAUGUAUGAAUUCCAUUGUUAAGCAAAAACUUUGUUUUCUACUCAAAUUGCUUCUUUUAAGGCAUUACACGUUUGUGA